CCCCAAUUGAGAAAUGAAAACAACAACUACCGCAAUUCGCCAUGGAUUAUCGGUCUUCUAGCACCGAAAUAAGCGUUAGUCGCGGCGCUAAUGACGCAGUAAUUCCGGAGGCCAGAGUCGCCAUUAUAGCCGUCAGAGGAUGCGGCAAGAGUCGGAGGGAGAUGGCGGACACGUUUGGAACCACUCGGCUCGACACCAUCAUCAGAUUACGCGUAGGGCUAUUUCCACCGGUACUACACGUCCGGCUAAGCGAAUUGGUGCACUAAGACGGCUCUCCGCUAGAGCAGAGAGGCAUCUAGUUAUCUGUUACCGCCGGUACCCCUGAGUAACGUAUUUUAUAACGCUAUUGCCUCCGUAAUUAGCGCGCGGUAAAGAGCAUUAUCUGAACCGACGAGGAUGCGAGGGGGAGGCCAGGUUGUAGGAAAAAG
Pseudomassariella vexata is the source of this 428-nucleotide messenger RNA. RefSeq lists its product as uncharacterized. Bases 42 to 266 code for a protein of 74 amino acids. The transcript is spliced from 2 exons. Lineage: Eukaryota; Fungi; Ascomycota; Sordariomycetes; Amphisphaeriales; Pseudomassariaceae. The record is from RefSeq and is a predicted model, not a curated record.